Solanum tuberosum (potato) is the source of this 1121-nucleotide messenger RNA. Its product is annotated as transcription factor bHLH95-like. The record is from RefSeq and is a predicted model, not a curated record. Lineage: Eukaryota; Viridiplantae; Streptophyta; Magnoliopsida; Solanales; Solanaceae. The coding region runs from base 612 to 1028 and encodes 138 amino acids. Gene Ontology annotation, biological process: regulation of DNA-templated transcription; endosperm development. The transcript has 3 exons. Gene Ontology annotation, molecular function: DNA-binding transcription factor activity.
CAUAUUCAAUCCCUUAUUUCUCCUUUUUACACUUUACCCCCUAUAAGAAAAAAAAAUCUAUAAAUAGGCGUAACAUAGGUUACAUUAUCAGAUCACCUGAAAAAGAAAAAAAAAUGAAUGAAGGCGGCAAGAAUGACCAUGGUUUAUAUGCUGAUGUCUGGUCAUACCUGGACUUGAAUGACUAUCAACUUGGGAGUGGAGAGACGUUUGAGGGUGACAAGUUGCUAGAUCCGACUAGGUCGGAUACUUGUCAGCCAGUGACAACUGUUAAUGAGGUGGUUGAAGUGAGUAUUGAUGCUCCCAAAAACAGAAGUCCACCCAACCGAAAAAAAAAUGGUAAGGGAAUUGCAGAACCAACGUCUGGUGUUGACAGAGGAGGGGGUAAAGGUGAAUCUGAGCACAAGAUACACAUAUGGAUGGAGAGAAAAAGGAGAAAGAAGAUGUGAACCCUGUUUGAGACUCUUCAUGCUUUGGUUCCUAAUCUCCCUGCUAAGGUUGAUCAGUCUACAAUAGUUGGUGAAGCAGUGAACCAUAUCCUAAAACUGCAGAAUACUUUCAAAAAACUUGAAAGUCAAAAGCUAGAAAGGCUAGAAGAAUAUAGCAUAAGGUUGAUGAGUUCACAGAAAGUUGGUAAUAGUUGGGAGAAAUAUGUGGGUGAUCAAGGAUCAACCAACAAUUCAACUGUUAUUACACCAAUAACUCAUGGUGCUAGUCCCCUUAUUCCAACAGGUUUUAUGACAUGGAGUUCACCAAAUGUGAUACUAAAUGUUUGUGGUGAGGAUGCACAUAUUAGUGUGUGUUGUCCUAAGAAGCCACAGUUAUUUACCAUCAUUUGUUAUGUUUUAGAGAAACAUAAGAUUGACAUUCUGUCUGCUCAAGUUUCAUCUGAUCAAUUCAGAAGCAUGUUCAUGAUCCAAGCUCAUGCAAAAGGUGGAAGUGGGUUAGCUCAAUUCUCUGAAGCAUUCACAGUGGAAGACGUGUACAAGCAAGCUGCAAGUGAGAUAAUGGCAUUGACAACCCCCAAAUGAUCAAUAACUAUUUACUUUUGAUGUUCAUCCAGUGGAAGAUGAACAGUUGUCGCCGUAUAGGCAUGUUUACUUUUAUAGUUCAUCUGGUAGAGG